AAAACCCCACCACCUCCAACCCUGCCCCCGCCCCCCUCCCGGAACCCAGGCUGUACACACGUGUAUGGGUACGUGUUGGGGCACGUGCAUGAAAAUGCCCUGGAACAUCUCCCAUCACAGCAGGUGAGCUUGAGCACGGCAGGUCUACCGGCAUCUCCGGCCUGAAGGCUGGGGUAGAAGGCCGUGCUGCCCGCCCCCUCUGCAUGACCCACUCCCCUCCAAGCAGACCUGGAUUUCCGCCUUGAAGCAGUGGGGACCAGGGUGGGCCUUUCACCAGGAGGGGCUUCUGGAGAUGUGGGGAAGGAGCUCCAGCCUGGCUGAAUACGGGUGGGAGCUGGGUCUGCCCUGCAGGUGCUGGGCACAGGAGAGCAGCUGAUGGUCCCUGUGGAUGUCCUAGAAGUGGAUAGCAAGGGGGCCCUGUGGAAGUUUCUGCUCUCAGGAGCCAUGGCUGGGGCGGUGUCCCGCACUGGCACGGCCCCUCUGGACCGAGCCAAGGUGUAUAUGCAGGUCUACUCCUCCAAGACUAACUUCAUGAACCUGCUGGGGGGGCUCCGAAGCAUGGUCCAGGAGCGGGGCUUCCGCUCCCUGUGGCGGGGCAAUGGCACCAACGUCCUCAAGAUUGCCCCUGGGUACGCCAUCAAGUUCUCCGUCUGCGAACAGUGUAAGAAUUACUUCUAGGUGCACGGAUCCCUACCCUUACAGGAACGUCUCCUUGCUGGCUCCCUAGCUGUGGCCAUCUCCCAGACGCUCAUCAACCCCAUGGAGGUGCUGAAGACACGGCUGACCCUGCGCCGGACGGGCCAGUACAAGAGGCUGCUGGACUGUGCAAGGCAGAUCCUGAAGCGGGAGGGCACCCGCGCCCUGUACCGCGGCUACCUGCCCAACAUGCUUGGCAUCAUUCCCUAUGCCUGCACGGACCUGGCCGUCUAUGAGAUACUCAUGUGCUUCUGGUUGAAGUCAGGCAGGACCACGGAGGAUCCCAGUGGCCUGGUCAGUCUGUCAUCUGUGACGCUGUCCACGACCUGUGGCCAGAUGGCCAGUUACCUGCUGACAUUGGUGCGCACCAGGAUGCAGGCCCAAGGUCAGACUAGCCCCAAUGGCCACCGUGCAUGCUCCUCCCCUCAGCCUUGACUGAACUUUCUCGUCCCCCAAAAGUGACCCCCAAACUGACCUCUAAACCUACCAAGACUCACCCCUAAAUCUGACCCCAACCCCAAAAUUAACCCUACAAACCACUGAAAUGAACAUCUCCCAACUGACCCCCACAAACACCCC
Messenger RNA from Zalophus californianus (California sea lion), 1275 nucleotides. It is a transcript of the gene SLC25A41, whose product is annotated as solute carrier family 25 member 41. NCBI's taxonomy places the organism in Eukaryota, Metazoa, Chordata, Mammalia, Carnivora, Otariidae. The record is from RefSeq and is a predicted model, not a curated record. Gene Ontology annotation, biological process: transmembrane transport. Gene Ontology annotation, molecular function: ATP transmembrane transporter activity.